This is a messenger RNA of Echinops telfairi (small Madagascar hedgehog), 6081 nucleotides long. It is a transcript of the gene LRRC55, whose product is annotated as leucine rich repeat containing 55. The record is from RefSeq and is a predicted model, not a curated record. Lineage: Eukaryota; Metazoa; Chordata; Mammalia; Afrosoricida; Tenrecidae. Gene Ontology annotation, cellular component: voltage-gated potassium channel complex. Gene Ontology annotation, molecular function: potassium channel activator activity; voltage-gated potassium channel activity; transmembrane transporter binding. The transcript has 2 exons. Bases 797 to 1756 code for a protein of 319 amino acids.
CCUGCCUGCGAAAUCCGGAGGCAAGCAGAAGGAGGGGCUGGCUUGGAGAAGUGACCAGCGCUCUCCUAGCUGACCCCCAGCCCUGCCCCUCCUGGACUAAUGGCUCUUCUCAGCUUCAGCAGUCUCCAACGUGGACAUCGCUGGGGGUCCUCCCCACCCCAGGGAGGCAAUCACCUGCUCAGACACUCUAGCAGCCACUGAGGCUAAGGGCUCCAGCGUUCCCAGGCCCAUGGAGGCCUCCUUCCCUCUGAGUUCUCUGCCCACAGCGCCCACGCCAGGGCCCCCUUGGACUCAAGCCCCCCAAAGCCACGGUGAGAAAUACCUUCUGAGGGCUUGACUGCUGGGGGCCCGGAUGCAAACUUGGUCGCCUAAUCAGUCAAAGAUUGGGGGCAGGCUUUCUUGGGAAAAGUGCCAGGACUUCUCGAAGGGCACCUUUCAUCUCCUUCAACGCCCGGCUCCCACAGCUGGUGCAGAGCACCCAGAGGGAGGGCCCAGCAGGUAUGGACCAGAGGCGCACAGAAGACCUGCAGGCAGCCUUCCAGGAAUUGCUGACGGCUGGCCCAGCCCCAUCCUCUUGCCCUUCCUGCCUCAAGUUUUGAUCAUCUUUCCAGACCCUGGGGGGCCUCGCCUGGGUGUCUUGUCCCCCUAGGCUCCAAAAGGCUCACCUGGGGAGCCAUCUGUGAGAUGAGGCUCCCAGGAAAGGCUUAAGCCAUGAGACCACGUGCUGCGAGGCCCCACCUAACAGGCCGCUGGCCCCUGGUGUAGCUCCCUUCCUGUGCCACUGGCUCUUCAGUCCAUGGACACAGGCCCAGCCCCAAUGAGCUCCCUUCCACACUGCUGCUCCCAGCUGCCUAGGAAAGGGGACACUUGGGCCCAGCUGCCGUGGCCUGGGCCACCCCACCCAGCCAUGCUGCUCCUCUCCCUCCUCCUGGUAGCUGGGAUGAGGCCCUCAGCGGAUGCUGGCACCAGCUGUCCAGUCCUCUGCAUGUGCCAUAACCAGGUAGUGGACUGUAGCAGCCAGAGGCUCUUCUCCGUGCCCCCAGACCUGCCCAUGGACACCCGAAACCUCAGCCUGGCCCACAACCGCAUCACUGCCGUGCCGCCCGGCUACCUCACAUGCUACAUGGAGCUCUGGGUGCUGGAUUUGCGCAACAACUCCCUGGUCGAGCUGCCACCAGGCCUCUUCCUGCACGCCAAGCGGUUGGCACACCUGGAUCUGAGCUACAACAACCUCAGCCACGUGCCGGCUGACAUGUUCAGGGCAGCCCACGGGCUGGUGCACAUCGACCUGAGCCACAACCCGUGGCUGCGCAGGGUGCACCCCCAGGCCUUCCAGGGCCUUGUGCACCUCCGAGACCUGGACCUCAGCUACGGAGGCCUGGCCUUUCUCAGCCUGGAGGCUCUUGAGGGCCUACCAGGGCUGGUGACCCUGCAGAUUGGUGGCAACCCGUGGGUGUGCGGCUGCACCAUGGAGCCCCUGCUGAAGUGGCUACGGAAUCGGAUCCAGCGCUGCACGGCUGAUUCUCAGCUGGCUGAGUGCCGGGGUCCCCCCGAAGUUGAAGGUGCACCACUCUUCUCCCUCACCGACGAGAGCUUCAAGGCCUGCCACCUAACACUGACCUUGGAUGAUUACCUGUUCAUCGCCUUCGUGGGCUUUGUGGUCUCCAUUGCAUCCGUGGCCACCAACUUUCUUCUGGGCAUCACAGCCAACUGCUGCCAUCGCUGGAGCAAAGCCAGUGAAGAAGAAGAGAUUUGACAGAGAAGCCUCGCACCCCUCCAUGCUGCCGACCACUGCUGCCACUGACCGCUCCGCACCCUUGCUCAUUACCCACUCUGGUUCGAUGCAUGAAACCUUGACCACCAUUGUCCUGGGAACAAGGUCGGGGAAACUCACUUUACUUGGGCAUGGACUUUGGGCCAGGCACUUGAGUGCUGGGAACUGGGAACAUGAGAUAAGUCUAACCCAGCCCCUGCCCUCGAGGUGCUUAUUUUUAGCAAGGGAGCAAGAUUUGAGCACGGUUCCCUUUAGGAUGACAGGUCGGUACUCUGAGCACGUAGCUAUGAAAGCUCAAAGCACUAUUGAUGUCCCUAGCACAGUCUGAGAGAACUAUAAAAGUGGAGGUGAUUUGGGAGCUGGGUGAUGAUGAAUGAGUAGGACAUGGUCAAGUAGACAGUCGUCAAGGAGGGUGAACAUGUGCAAAGGACAGAGGCCAGAAGAUGCCUAGUGGGUUGCACAUUAUUAACCAUCCUUUGUAACAUAAGUGCAGGGAGGGGGAGCGGUCCAGAACCCAAACUUUCCCUCUGACACUCAAUCUAUCAGCUCUGGGCAUUGCCAACCACUGCUUCUAGAGAGGGAGAAAGCUUUCCCGCCAGCCUGCUCACCUUUCUCCUAUCAGAGCUACCAGGUGAGACCACCUCCCGGGGAGUGCUCCCCAUAGUCUCAUUGCCAACUGCAGCGUGCUGGUGAGGUUUCAGGUAGCAAGCUGAGGAUAGACACCCUUCACUGCCCUCUCUCCUGCCCUGGCCUGCUGCCUUUCACUCAACCCUGUGCUUCAGAAGAGGGAGGCAGGUAGAGGGGCCCAGCUAGAGUGCCCUGUUCACUCAUCAGGAGGCUGGUUCUUCCCCUGGUGCUCACCAAAAGAUCUCACCAGGACAGUACACUGUGGGCUACAGACCUGUAGCAUGGCGCUAGCCACCACCGUUGUAACCAGAGGAAGGAUCGUCUUCUAUCAACACCCAUUUUAUCAUAGGGAUGGGUGGUGGUGAGGGGUGUGGUUCUGACUCAUCAUGACUCCAUGUUAUACAGAACUACUCCAUUGGGUUUUCUUGUCUGUAGGCUUAUGGUAAGCAGAUUCCCAGUCCCUUUCCUCCACAGUACCACUGAAUGGGUUCAAACCACCAACCUUGAGGUUAGUAGUCUAGCACAAACCAUCUGUGCCACCUAGGCGAGAGAGUGAUUAAUUACUGAGCACCAGCCAGUGCCAGGCACUGUGAUAAGCUCUCUCCCCAGAUGGGUCCCGGUAACACAAACAAUAAUCUUGUGCGAUGAGCUUCACAGAUGAGGAAAUUGAGACUCAGAGAGAUUCCAGUCACUCACUCCUUAAGGAGCGAAAUGAAGGUUCUCAAGUUUUCACAAACUCAGGUGGGGAGGUAGAGCAUCAUAUUUUCCUCUCCACUGAUCACUGUAAACCUGGAUUCCAGUAAUGUUGAUGAGGCUGCUCUAAAGCUCAGGCACCACGCUGUGCACUUUUACAUCGAGUGACGUGUGUACUUCCACCCUCCCAGCACCAUUUACCCCGUCCACAGACAACUCAGCUGUGGCUCCAAGAGUGAGUCACUGACCCCAGAAUAUCUUGCUAAGGGCAUUAGGAAGGCCAUAGGUAGCCCCAUCCAUGAAAAUGGGUCAUCCACAAAUGAAGUAACUUUGGGUGCAAAACAAGGUUGCCAUCGUCCUUGCCAGCAUCUCCAUCAGCUUUCUUAUAUUCCUCACUUGAUUUGGUCAGCCCAGGUCAGCUCAUGAAAUGCUUUAGCCUCCUCUUCUUUCACUUUCCACACUCCUGUGUGAGAAGCCAACUAAACCUCAUUGCUCCUAUUAUGCAGAUGGGAAAACAGAGGCUGGAGAGGUAUGGCUUGCUGAAGCAGUAGGGGUGGGGCUUCUGACUCCAACACAGUUCUCCUUCCACUGUUUUGUGCAGUGCUUGGAGAAGAGACUGUGUUGAGGGCUUGGGGAGUAGAGCCCUAGAUCCGCAGGCAUGAGAAUGUUAGCAGAUAGACUAAAGAAAGGGCAGUGAGCCUGAGCUGCUGGGCAGGUUUAGAUCGGCUCAUUGUAGAGCAACUCACACCCUCCUGGAGCACAGAGGCAGCAUUCACGCUGGUGGUUGUGGUGGCAGUCAUGUGAAAAAUGGGAGAGGAAGCUCUGUAAAGCAUUCCUACAUAACACCUGAGGUGCUGUUUUGUAAGAAUAAUUAAGGGUAAAGAGAAAGAGUAAUGAAGGGUAAGGAAAAACCAGGCUCUUCUGGUUAGGUGAAGAGUAUAAUGAGACCCUAAAGGAGGAGUAGAUUUAAAAAUAAAUGCUAGCUUAUCUUUCAUAAGACUUCAAAGUACAAUCAUGGUCUCAUGCGUUGGCAGCACUGACCGGAAUGAAUCAGGACAGGAGCUCUCUGCCACGUCCCCAUCCCCAGUAGGCUUCCAUCACCCCAUGCUCCCAGCAAGGCCUAAAAAGUAUGGUGGAAGAUGGCAUAUUACCUUCCAGGAAGUCCUUCCUCCCAAUGCUCCACGAGGAGUUCCUGGGUGGGGCACAUGGUCAACGGGCUCUGCUGCUAACCACAGAGCUGGAGGUUUGAGUCUACCCAGAUGCUCCCCAAAGGAAAGAGCUAGAGAGCUACUUUCAAAAAUGCAAGCCCUGGAAACUCUAUGGAGCACAGCUCUACUCUAACACGCACGGAGUUGCCUGAAUCAGAAUGGACUCAAUAGCAACUGGGGAAUGCUUCCCUGGGCUAGUCAACCAAAGAGCUUGCGAGGCUUGGGAGAUUGGAACCUUGUGUCCCUUGAAUAUCUUCUUACAGCAUUGGGGCUAGAGUUCUGCUCCUAUGACAUCUGAGACAGAACAGCAACUUGUCUCUCCUUCUGUGCCCAAGGAUGGGAGGACUAGGCCUGCUGUCUACCAAUCCAGCUGAUUGGCUCAAGUAUUGAGGGAGAAGCUCAUCAAAAUAAUAGUUCCUCCCAUAGAGGAACACCAUGCGCAUUCAUGAUAACCUCCUAGGAACUCCUGUAUACUAAUAUGUAGGUAAUAUAUCUCAAGAUACAUCCCUUUUUGCAUAGAACUAGGACCUAGCAAACUGACAACUAUCCCUUAAGAUAAGUAUUGUUGGGUUUUUUUCUAGUAAGAUAAUUUGGUCUCCAUUCAUGGCAAACCUUGCUGAGAAAGAGAGAUGGUUUUAAAGAACAGAGUUUCUCUAACUUCUGAAAGGUCCCCAGUUCACUAAAGUACACAGAGAGAAGCGACUUGGUGUAUCCGACCUCCCUACUGACAAGGAAUCCAUUCCCUGCUCACUACCCCACCACCAUCACCACCACUACGCCUUGUUCUGGCUGUCAGAAGCAACAAAUAAGCACACUUCCAGAGGCAAUGUAGAAAUCCAGUGAGAAUUGCUCCUGCUGAUGUUCGCUGGUGAGUGAGAAUCCAUUAUGGCAUUCCCACAGGCUUCACUAUUUCUUUUCCAGACUGCUUAACAUGUGAGUGUUGGGGUUCUUCUGAGUCAUUGUGUCUGUCUCUACUGUAAGGCUCUUUAUGUAUUGGGUAGCCACAGAUGUCAAGCAGAUCUCUGUGGAAUUUGCACUCGGUCCAUUGACACAAUCUACUCAGUCUUCUGUCUGUCGCAUCUUUUGAUAUGCCAAGAUGGAAACCAGUCAGGCCUGGAAUUGGGCUGACUGCUUAGAAAAUUUUGGGGGGGAAAUCAAGCAGCCUACUGAGAGUCUGGCUUUUUCCUGUAACCCUCUGUUCUCUGUCCCGAAAAGAGUUGCCCUACUCAUCGGCACCUCCCUCAUGCUUGAUCCAAGAAGAUCUAAGUGUAACCAACCCACGAGGACUACAAUGAUCAGGAUCUAAGCCAAGAAAAGUAUACUUUGAAAAGAGCUCAGAUUCACACCACUGUAGACCAACUGCCUCUGGUCACCCUCAGACAAACCCUCAUCUCUGCUUCUCUAGAAAAUAGGCCCCUGGAAAUAUUGUAGUUUCCCAGUUCCUUUCAUGGACCUUGAUGCAUACAAUUCACAAUGAUCGAGGCAAAUACUUCUCUUCAACCAUCAAGCAUCAGCCCCACGUGGUUGACGUGCCUCUGACAUCCUUUCCAGCUCUAGAAGAAUUUAAGGGGACACCAUUGUCCACGACUCACAAGGACAUCUCAAAGCUAAAGGAACCCGUCUGCUUUCACCACCCUAAAAAGAGGCCAGAAGGAAAUGAGGGAGGCAGGUUGCAACGUCCUUCCUAAAUCACCAUUGCGUUUGCUGGCACGGGGUAGAGACUCUGAAGCAACAAUAGCGCUCAGUUUUUCUAACUUUCUGCCCUAUGGAGUGCUGAUG